AUGAUCUGUCAAUUCGAAAGGGUUGGCGAUGGCGAUGCCAAGCGUGAACAUCAGAAGCAAGCGGGUUACCGUACCUGUAUCAUGCUGUGCCAUGUCAUCAAUCUUCUGCAUGAGCUUCUGGCAGCAUGCACUACUGCCAUCACAGUUGCUGCGCAUGUGCAGUGUCUUGCAUUGGAAAUUGCUGGAUAUGCAAUCUAUGUCGGGCAAGUCGGCCCUCAUCUUGAAAGCACGCAGCAGUGGAGGAUCAUUCCUCUUAUUCCAGUAUGGUUCAUGCAACCAUGGACAGAGGAGCUUGUAGUGCACAAAGUGGUCGAACCUGACAGAUUGGAGUCAUGGCAUAUGAUGAAAGUUGCCCAAUGGCUCAAGACAAAACAUAGCAUGAGGGCCAUAGAGAAAGCAGCAAAGGCCAUGGCGCAUACUGUAAACAGAGGGAAGUCGACCGAUUUCUACAACAAUAUCAUCUAA
Messenger RNA from Laetiporus sulphureus 93-53, 465 nucleotides. RefSeq lists its product as uncharacterized. The transcript has 3 exons. The coding region runs from base 1 to 465 and encodes 154 amino acids. NCBI's taxonomy places the organism in Eukaryota, Fungi, Basidiomycota, Agaricomycetes, Polyporales, Laetiporaceae. The record is from RefSeq and is a predicted model, not a curated record.